Molecule: messenger RNA, 3342 nt
Organism: Cordyceps fumosorosea ARSEF 2679
Lineage: Eukaryota; Fungi; Ascomycota; Sordariomycetes; Hypocreales; Cordycipitaceae
Product: heme peroxidase
Exons: 5
Coding region: 1-3342 (1113 amino acids)
Biological process (GO): response to oxidative stress
Molecular function (GO): iron ion binding; peroxidase activity; heme binding
Source: RefSeq, a predicted model, not a curated record
AUGUCGCCGCAGACGAAUCAAUCGGCCACGGCCGUCAAUAGCAACAGCCGUCAAGCUACCAAUGGACACUCAAUUGGUGCGAAUACUCAACCGCGACAGCCCUCGCCAAAGUAUCCGAAGCCCUCCAAGAUAAAGCCUGAGGGUAGCCAGUCGUAUCUGUCAGGAUUCAGGAGGCUCAGGGCGGCAUCGCGCAGGCCGCUUCCUACCGAGAUGGGAGAUGGCACAUAUCGACUAAUCAAACACCGCCCAUCUAUCAUGCAAGAUUUGCGCAGCAUUACAUUUGCGGAUCUCAAGACACUCAAAGACAUCAUCGCUGCUCAGUUGAAGCGCGAGAAACAGUCAGAUGACAAAACCAUGAUUAUGGAGCGCACGAUCCAGCUUGUCGCCGGACUGCCCGACUACUCCAGACGCCAGGAGCUGUUGACGAAUGAUUUCAUUGACAAGCUCUGGUACUCGCUGGAUCACCCGCCGCUUCUGUACAUGGGUGAUGAAUACCGAUUCCGCCAGCCGGAUGGAUCCAACAACAACCCAAUCAUGCCUCGGCUUGGAGCUGCUGGCACCGCCUACUCUAGGACUUGCAAGCCGCGAGGUAUGGGACUUGGUGCCCUUCCACCCCCCGACACCAUCUUCGAGUCCAUCAUGGCACGCAACGAAUUCAAGAAGAAUCCCAAUAAUGUUUCUAGCAUUUUGUGGUAUUGGGCAACGAUUAUCAUUCACGACCUGUUCAACAGCGAUUCCACAGACGGCAAUAUCAACAAUAAUUCUUCCUAUCUAGACCUCUCCCCGCUCUAUGGAAACAGCCAGGAAGCUCAAGAUACCAUUCGAACCUUUCGAGACGGAAAGCUCAAGCCUGAUGCAUUUGCAGACAAGCGCAUGCUAGGCAACCCGCCCGGUGUCUGCAUCAUUCUCGUCAUGUUCAAUCGCUUCCACAAUUACAUUGCUGAAAAUCUAGCUGCCAUCAACGAGGGUAACAGGUUCCCACAGCCUCCUCCGAACCUCGCCCCAGAGCAGGCCGAGGCCGCGUGGAAGAAGUACGACGAGGAAUUGUUCCAAACUGCGCGACUGGUGACGUCCGGGCUGUACAUCAACAUCACCCUCAUCGACUACGUCCGCAACAUCAUCAACCUGAAUCGGGUUGACACGACGUGGACUCUUGAUCCGAGACAGGAGAUGGGCGUUGCAGCCAAUACGGGAGAAGGCUCCCACAGCGGUGUCGGAAACUCAGUCUCGGCCGAGUUCAAUCUCUGCUACCGAUGGCACUCGUGCAUCUCAAAGAAGGACGAGGAUUGGUUGCAUGACUUCUUCUCAACUCUUGUGGGCAACACCGAGCAGGAACUCGACUUCGCCACAUUGAUGAAGGCGAUGAAGAAGCUCGAGAUGAUGGUACCCGAGGACCCGGGCGAGUGCGUGUUUGGCGGUUUCAAGCGAGGAACAGACGGCCGCUUCAACGAUGACGAGCUUAUGCGGGCUCUUACUGAGGCCAUUGAGGAGCCUGGUGGUGCAUUCGGCGCAAGGAACGUACCCAGGAUCAUGAAGCCGAUCGAAGCGCUCGGUAUCAUCCGCGGCCGCAAGUGGCACGUCGCGAGCCUCAACGAGUUCCGCAAGCAGUUCGGCCUCAAGGCGUAUGAUACCUUUGAAGAUAUCAACUCCGACCCGUACGUUGCCGACCAGCUACGCCACCUGUACCAGCACCCUGACAACGUGGAGCUGUAUCCGGGCAUCGUCGCCGAGGAAGCCAAGCAGCCGAUGGCGCCCGGUGUCGGCAUCGCUCCCACCUACACCAUCUCGCGCGUCGUCCUGUCCGACGCGGUGUCGCUCGUCCGGGGAGACCGGCACUACACGACCGACUAUCACAGCGGCGCGCUGACCAACUGGGGCUUCAACGAGGCCAGCUACGACCUCAGCGUCAACCAUGGCUGCGUCUUCUACAAGUUAUUCAUCCGGGCCUUCCCCAACCACUUCCGGGAGAACUCCGUGUACGCACACUACCCGAUGGUGACGCCGGCGGAGAACCGCAAGAUUCUGGCCAACAUGGGCCGCGCCGACUGGUUCUGCUUCGACCGCCCCGUGCGCGUACCGGACCGCGUCGACGUCAUCUCGCACCGCGCGUUCCGGCACGUCCUGGGCAACGAGCUGAAGUACCACCCACCAUGGGAGCAGGGGCUCGGCUACCUGAUGAGCGAGCGCAGCCUACGGACGCUGCUCGCAUCCGGGCCGGACCUGCACGCGAUCCAGCGCGCCUCCGUCGGCACCACGCUGUUCGGCGACGGAUGGAAGGCGGCGGUUAAGACAUUCUACACGGACAUGGCGGAGCGGCUGCUCACGGAAAAGUCGUACCGGCUGGCCGGGCAGGCGCAGGUGGACAUUGUCCGCGACGUGGGAAACCUGGUGCACACGCACUUCGUGGCGCGCGUCUUUAACAUCCCGCUCAAGACGGCGACGCAUCGCAGCGGCGUCUUCUCGGAGCAGGAGCUGUUCCAGUUCCUAACAAUGAUCUAUAUCUGCGUCUUCCUAGACUACGACCCGGUCAAGUCGUUCCCCCUGCGGCGUGCGACCAAGGCGGCGGCCGCGCAGCUGGGCGGCCUGAUCGAGACCAACGUCAAGCUGGGGCUGACACUUGGACUGAGGGGCUUGUACGUGCAAAAAUUCAAGAACGACGUGCUCGCGCAGUACGGCCACCAGCUCAUCAAGGCGCUGGCCAAGACGGGGCUCAACGCUCACGAGAUUGCCUGGAGUCAGAUCCUGCCGACGGCCGGCUCGAUGGUGCCGAACCAAGCCCAGAUGUUUGCCCAAUCCGUUGACUGGUACCUCUCGGGAGACGGCGAGCCAUACCGCGCCGAGAUCGAGCGCAUCGCCUCGCAGGACACCAGCGACGCCGGCGACGCGCUGCUCCUAGGCUACGCGAUGGAGGGCGUGCGCAUGGCCGGCACAUUCAGCCUGUAUCGCUCAGUCGCCGACCACGACACCGUCCAAGACGACCAUGGCAACCCGUUCCCUGUGAAGCGCGGCGACUCCGUCCUCAUCUCCGUCACGCCAGCCACGCGCGCCCAUGGCGGCGAGCUGCCAGACCCGGACGUGGUAGACCCGAGGCGCCCGCUGGACAGCUACGUGCAGCACGGGCUCGGCCCGGAGCUGUGCUUGGGUCGCGAAGUGGCACAGACGGCGCUGGUGGCACUGUUCCGCGCGCUGUUCCGCAGGAGGAACGUACGCAGGGUACCAGGCCUGCAGGGCGAGCUGAAGCGGCUGCUGAAGCCGGAUGGUAGCCACGGGUUCAUGACGGAGGACUGGGGCACCAUCUGGACGUUCCCUACCAGCAUGAAGCUUAUGUGGGAUGACGAGUAA